CGCGGCUGGACACUCCAAGAGCUCAUCGCCCCCGACAACAUCGACUUUUACGACAAGAGCUGGCACCUCAUCGGCUCCAAACUGGACGAGUCACUCGGUCCCGCGCUGGCAACCGUCACGGGAAUCAGCCUCGACAUCCUAAACAAGACCAUCCCCCUAGAAUCGUCAAGCGUCGCCGAGCGCAUGCACUGGGCCUCGUCGAGAGUCACGACCCGGAAGGAGGACCUGGCCUACAGCCUGAUGGGCAUCUUUGGCGUCAACAUGCCGCUGCUAUACGGCGAGGGGAUGAAGGCCUUUGCGCGGCUGCAGGAGGCUAUCUUGCAGGACACAGGGGAUCAUUCCAUUUUUGCGUGGCACAGCAACUACGAGACGUCUACGCAGGAGGCCGCGUUUGACCAGCAUAUUCUCAGCGGCCUGCUUGCUCCGUCGCCGGUUGAGUUUUCGCAGUUUCAGUACCUUCGCCCGUUGCCGGCGUUUGGGACGACGGGGCAGCAGCCGAUUCAGCUUACGAAUCAGGGGGUUAGGAUAUCCAUGUACCUUGAGCCUGUGGACGAUACCCAAGGUGGUGAUGGUAGCGCGGCGGAUGACUUUUAUGCUGUGCUGGACUGUGCUAUUCAGGGCGAGAACGGAGAUCAGUGCCCGCGGAUUAUGCUGAGGAAGUUAUCGGGGAACCAAUACGCCCGGGUCCGGACGGGGAGUGUGUGCACGGUCAUCCCGGCGCCGGAUUCGACGAGGCCAGGGCGGGGAAGCUACAAGACUGUUUUCGUGAAGCGGAACCCGGUGUAUGUUCUCCCCGAUAUUUCGGUCCUCAAGGCGGGUUGGAAGGUGGGUGGGGUUCGGGAGGCGUAUCAGGUUGUCGAUUCGUAUCCUACGGGACCGUGGGUGUCGAGCCUGGGGAUUAUAAGGACGGGGAAUCCCUAUUUCGAGCCGGUGCUUGCUGGGUUGCGGUUUGAGUCGCCGACGAACGCGCGAAUACAGGUUGAUGUUGCGGUUGGAUGGAGGAGGGUUGAUGGGGAGUGGAGGUUAUGGUGUCAUGCUUGUGAGACGCAGGUUGAUUUGGGGGUUGAUGUGCUGUGGAGGGAUACCCAGUUUGUUGUCUCUGGUGGGUUGGAUCAAUUCGUAGAAACGGAUAUGGAGGUGAGGGUCAAGGUUGGGGAAAAUGUUAAACAGAGUUGGAGGAGUCGGGGGGUUCCUCAGGUAAAGAGGCAUGAGGUUCCUGUGCGUGUGAGGUUGAUCGAGGUUGAUAGGCUUGGGAGGAAGGGGGUGAGGAUUGAGUGUUGUGCGGCGUUGCAGCCGCAUGUUCCUGGGUAUCAGAAGCCGGGACUCUUGCCGUGGGAUGAAUAUGAUUGACUGAUGAUGGACUCUGUAUGCGUGAUCGUGAUACUGUAAUGAGAUGUCGAGGUUCAAGCAUGGUAAUAGUUUGCGGAC
This is a messenger RNA of Colletotrichum phormii, 1428 nucleotides long. RefSeq lists its product as uncharacterized. The coding region runs from base 184 to 1350 and encodes 388 amino acids. The transcript has a single exon. Lineage: Eukaryota; Fungi; Ascomycota; Sordariomycetes; Glomerellales; Glomerellaceae. The record is from RefSeq and is a predicted model, not a curated record.